GCACAAGGGUCGGGGCGCCGGGCGGGGGGUGAAGAAGGGGCUGGCCUUCCAGCGACAGCGACGCAAGAUGGCAGCCACCACGGGCUCGGGAGUAAAAGUCCCUCGCAAUUUUCGACUGUUGGAAGAACUGGAAGAAGGCCAGAAAGGAGUAGGAGAUGGCACAGUUAGCUGGGGUCUAGAAGAUGACGAAGACAUGACACUUACAAGAUGGACAGGGAUGAUAAUUGGGCCUCCAAGAGUAAGCGUCGAGCUACGGCUAUAAAUGUCAAUGUCUUAAAAUUCACUGUGCCUCCUUUUAAAACAAUAGUAGCCUUAUCACGGAAAAGCUCACCAAUGGUAUAUUUUCUGAAAUGUGGCUAUUCUUUUUUGACCAGUUUCAGUUUAUAUAUUUGAACCUCCUCUGAUGCUGUUUAAUCCCUCUAAAUGACAAUUUAUGAAAACCGGAUAUACAGCCUUAAAAUAGAAUGUGGACCUAAAUACCCAGAAGCACCCCCCUUUGUAAGAUUUGUAACAAAAAUUAAUAUGAAUGGAGUUAAUAGUUCUAAUGGAGUGGUGGACCCACGAGCCAUCUCCGUGCUAGCAAAGUGGCAGAAUUCCUAUAGCAUCAAAGUAGUUCUGCAGGAGCUUCGGCGCCUAAUGAUGUCUAAAGAAAAUAUGAAACUCCCUCAACCGCCGGAAGGACAGUGUUACAGCAAUUAAUCAGAAAGGAAACCCACAGGCCCUCCCCCUCCCCCGUUCGAUGUAAGCAGUCUUCAUUUUCCACAGUAGUCAGUUUUCUAGGUAUGUCUUGUAGACCUCAGAAGUACUGGAAAGGAAGCUCCCGUUCAAGGGCAAUUUCUCUUAAGAUCCUGUAAAUGAUACUAAUUUUUUGUUCAUUUGAAAUACCUGAGUUGUGCUCUAACAAAUCAUUCUGUCAAGUGUAACCACUGUCCAUGUAGUUGAACUCCUGGGAUCAAGAAAGUGUAUUUAAAUCGAUUUCCCAUCGUAAGUGGUGGGGCACAUCUAACUCAACUGUGAAGAGACACGUCACACAAUCACCUUGCUGCUGAUACAUGGCCUGGGGUCUCUGCCUUCUCCCCUUCCCCCUCCCCUGCCUCCAGCCCCUUCUCCCUGCAACAGCCCUCCAGCUCGGGGAGGUUUCUUAGAAUAGAUGUGAAGGUUUCGGGUCACAGCCUAUGGGACUACUGCUGGGUGCAUAAGUCUUAAAUGGUGCCCCCAUUCCAAGCCAUCCUUCCCCUCUCCUCCACUCCCACCCCUGGCCGAAGCAUAGAUUGUAAUCCCCUCUGCUCCCCUCUAAAAUUGGCCUUUGCUGAGGAAUUCAGGGCUUUCCCCACGUCUUCUCUUCCCCCACCGGAUCGAGGGGUGCUGCUGCUGCUGCUUUCCUCCUCCCAGAGCCCCUUCCUGCACCGUCACACCCCACACUUCCCGCGACACUUCCUUGCUUUGGCCAGAAGCCAUCAGGGAAGGUUGGAAAGAGCCUUUGAGCUCCCUCGUUUUGUUUUCUAACCACACUGAUUUCCUCUCCACCAGCCUGGGACACGAACACGGGGCCCUCAGCCCUGCCACCCUCUGCUGUCAUCAGCUGAUGCGUUGUUUUAGCUCAGGUUUUGAUACGGUGGCAAGAACGGUCACCAGGGUUCCUCAGACCUGCCAGCUCUCAAAGUCCUUGGUGGUUAAGCUUGGAGAAAGGCCACAUGAAGACACUUGUAAGCACACACGGUCCCUCUGAAUGUUUUCUUUUCCUGUAAUUGCUUUUGCUUUUAAAAAUGGAAGACGUUUUAAACAGACAGGGCUCUCACUCGAUCAUCCUUGCAAUCCAUUGGGUCUGGCUUGGAGUCUGACAACUAGAGCAGAGCAGGAACCUGGAAGCCGGCGCGCACGUCGGUUUGGUGCUGCUGCUUACCAUCCUCAGCAGGGCGGCAGAAAGAACUCGGUGUGCGCGGCAGGUCCCGAAAUUGGCGAGUUUGACCGCCUGGCAAAUUGCUGCGUUUUUUCCAUCUUUGUGUUCAGGACCACUAAAUGCUGAAAUGCGGAUGCAUACCGAAAUAAAAGCAAUUCAUUUGUGUUUUACAAGGGGCUUUUUUUUCCUUCUUUUAAUCCAGAAUUUCUGUAAAAAGCACCUUUUGAAGCAGCAACUAUCAAGUCUGAAAAACAAUUGAUGUUUCCAUUAAUUUUUUUUUUCUUUCUGGGGAAUACCUUAGUUCCAAGGAUUUAGCAUCCUGUAAGUAAAGUUUAACAUAACAGUAUUCCGUGAGCAGGCUUUUUAUUGUCAGACCAUUGCCUGAUUUUAAUAUAAUAAAAAGAAAAAAGUGUGCAUUAAUAUCUAA
This is a messenger RNA of Elephantulus edwardii (Cape elephant shrew), 2327 nucleotides long. Its product is annotated as ubiquitin-conjugating enzyme E2 variant 1-like. Gene Ontology annotation, biological process: DNA damage tolerance; protein K63-linked ubiquitination. Bases 424 to 699 code for a protein of 91 amino acids. The transcript has 4 exons. The record is from RefSeq and is a predicted model, not a curated record. Gene Ontology annotation, cellular component: nucleus. Lineage: Eukaryota; Metazoa; Chordata; Mammalia; Macroscelidea; Macroscelididae.